CUAGUGAUCGCCCCCGUUUCAGCAGAGAUUACAAGACCUUUUUUGAUCCUGAGGCGAACAAGGGAAGGUGACCUUUGCGGUGAAGGUUCAUGUUUCAAUCAAUAGGCAUCUCUUGAUCUGGUCCGCGCGUUGUGGCGCACUUCUCAUGACUUCUUUGCUCUUCUUUGUCGAAUGCAGGACUUCGAUCUUGUCACAGUGUCAAGUUGCCGUCAUGAGCGGUUCGGCUUCUGUCACUGUAUCGUCCGGAGACUGCACUGGCACAACCACGUCAAACCGCCGGCGGGAAGGCCGAGGUGCCCAUGGUUGACAGUUAUUUGCCGACACCAGCCAGACACUACUCGGCCGCCGAUCGCAAAGGUCCAACGUUCCUCGCCGUUGCAACCUGUCGCAAAGUAUUGCACUUCUAGUUAGAAGUAAUUAUCACCAAGGAAACUUGCCCAGAAGCCUCAAUUCAUGUAUAUUCCUGUCAGAAAGGUCGUGACGACAUGUGCAAGAAAUCAGUACGAGUUGAAGUGUGUCGAGCCUUACCUUCUGAACGAGCAUUCCGAAUCUGAAUCUUGCAGUUGAUCUACAGGAUGGCCACGUCUAAUUUUUGAGCUGUUCAUGCGAGCUUCGCAGUGACAUG
This is a messenger RNA of Fomitopsis serialis, 625 nucleotides long. RefSeq lists its product as uncharacterized. The coding region runs from base 172 to 411 and encodes 79 amino acids. The transcript has a single exon. The record is from RefSeq and is a predicted model, not a curated record. NCBI's taxonomy places the organism in Eukaryota, Fungi, Basidiomycota, Agaricomycetes, Polyporales, Fomitopsidaceae.